AUGGAACAUUCAUGUUCGUUAGGUAUUAACUUGAAAAUGAUUCGAGUGUCUUCCCGUUCACCACUUCCCGAAAGUGCCACCAAAGCAACGAAAAAAACCAAGAAAGUGCACUUUCUCGAGCCAACAAAACCAUAUGCUGAGACGUCAACUCAUGAGUACAUCAAACGACAUCUCGGGAAAGGAGAUGAACCCGAUUCUCAACAUUGGAAAGAACUUGCUGAAUCAUUUAAAUGUGAUAAUGAAGCUCUCGGUGAGACAAAUCUAAUGAACGAGCUAUUGGAUCUUUGCUCUUGGUGGGGUAGCGAGGAUAAUUUAUUUUUAACUACUGGUGCAACUUGCAGCGAUUCUGACGAUGACGAAGAUGCAGAAUGGUUGCUGAACUUUCAGAAGCAUGCAAAACAAUUGCAGUCAGGGACAAGGACUUCAAAAGCAACUCAACUUUCAAGGACGCCGCUUACUUCAGUCAAUGACCUUCGCCUGAAAUCACUUCUUCGUUUACAAAGCGCUUCGUCUUUCGGAGAUUUCGGGGAAUCAAGCAGUUGGAUCUCAUCUUCCGAGAACAAUCCUUCGCCUAAACUCUCUCAUACGACUUCUCGCGCAACUUCAGGAUUCUUUUCAUCAAAGAUCACGGACGAGAUGGAGUUUGCAUAUCAAGGGAUAGUGUGCUCGGAUAAUGUUAUUCGAAAAUCACCUCAGAAGACGCAUCAGAAGCCAAUAAGAACGGGUUGUCCGCUUGACGAUGCAUUUGGGGGCGAUAUCGACUUU
This is a messenger RNA of Mesorhabditis belari, 765 nucleotides long. The record is from the annotation of a GenBank genome assembly. NCBI's taxonomy places the organism in Eukaryota, Metazoa, Nematoda, Chromadorea, Rhabditida, Rhabditidae.